Molecule: messenger RNA, 1656 nt
Organism: Conger conger (European conger)
Lineage: Eukaryota; Metazoa; Chordata; Actinopteri; Anguilliformes; Congridae
Gene: sde2
Product: SDE2 telomere maintenance homolog (S. pombe)
Exons: 7
Coding region: 269-1633 (454 amino acids)
Cellular component (GO): nucleus
Source: RefSeq, a predicted model, not a curated record
CGUCAUUACGUACGUAUACUUGAAAACAAAAUGGCGAAUAUCCAGUGUGUACGGAAAGUUGUGCUAUUUCUUUAAGUCGAAAACACGAUAACCAAAACUUCUUGUUUGACUUUCAAAUUUAGUAUUUAUCUCGCUAAACAUUGUACGCGCGUUGUCCAUCUUUUGACGACACACAGCGUGUUGUUCUUACCUCCAGUUGGCGAACUCGUUAUCUUCUCUCAGAUUGGUUUUGUUUUUAACUCACAGUGAUCAUUGUUUGGCGUAAAUCAUGGAGGUUCUUGUAACUGAUUUCUCUCAGCGACUUUGCCAAGUCCAUCUCUCCUUUGGUGCUUCAGUUUGGCACUUAACAGAUGUCCUCUCUCGCGAACGGGGAAUCCCACACACCGACUUCUAUGUGAAGAGCAACGGGCGGCUGUUGGCGGAAGAUGAGGAGCUGCAGGCGGGAGGAUGGUACCGGCUGGAGCCGCGACUGUGCGGAGGGAAAGGAGGGUUUGGGUCCAUGCUCCGCGCGCUGGGAGCUCAGAUUGAGAAGACCACGAACCGCGAGGCGUGCAGAGAUCUGAGCGGGAGACGCCUCCGCGACGUCAACCACGAGAAAGAGAUGGCGGACUGGCUGAAGAAGCAGGCGGAUCGCGAGGCGGAGAAGGAGCAGCGGCGUCUGGAGCGGCUGCAGCGGAAGCUGGCCGAGCCCAAGCACUACUUCAGCGACCCGGCGUACGAGAAGCAGUGCCACGACAUGUCCGAGCGCAUGGAGGAGUCCAUCAAACGGGGUCUGCAGGCCUCGUCCAGCGGAACCUCGGGGGUCUCCCGGAAACGGGCCUCUCCGUACGGGGCGGAUCCCGGGAAGAGACCUAGGCUGUGGCAGAGUGGGGUGGAUGACCUCUCCAGCUCUGAGGACGACAGCGAGGGCAGCGAUGAGGAGGCCUCCUCUUCCUCUUCCUCCAGACAGGAGAGCAGCUCUGCCCCCCCACCCCACAGAGCCGCACGGGCCCCCAGCUCCAGCUCCUCCAGCCACAGCUCUCCACAGAGGCCUCCAGAGGAAACCACAGAGCAAGAGACUCCCAUGGAGCCGGAGGCACAGCAGGGCACGGAGCCUGUUACUCCAAGGGGGGCGGAGCCUGUUACUCCAAGGGGGGCGGAGCCUGUGGCUGAGAGGGAGGCGGAGCCUGUGGCUGAGAGGGAGGCGGAGCCUGUGGCUGAGAGGGAGGCGGAGCCUGUGGCUGAGAGGGAGGCGGAGCCUGUGGCUGAGAGGGAGGCGGAGCCUGUAGCUGAGAGGGAGGCGGAGCCUGUGGUUGAGAAGGAGGCGGAGCCUGCAGUUCAGACCGAUGCCCCAGCUCCAGAUUUGAGUGACACACAGCAGAUCACCCAGAACGCUGUGGGGCUCUCUCAGGCAGAGAGCACUGCUGCCCCCAACACAGAUGAUGCACCACUGGACCUGCAGACAGUAGGGGGCGCUGUGGAGCUGGAGGCCCUGGGGCUGGACAGGCUGAAGGUGGAGCUGAUGGGUUUGGGGGUGAAGUGUGGGGGCACCCUGCAGGAGCGGGCCGCCCGGCUGUUCUCCGUCAGAGGCCUGGCCAAGGAGCAGAUCCCCCCCGCCCUGCUCGCCAAGCCGGCCCCCCCCCGGAGGAAAUAACCCCCCCCCCCCCGGAGGAAAUA